CAUGUCGGACAACAAAGUCAUCGUCGCUUUUGACGCAUAUGGAACUCUCCUCUCUACCGAAUCGAUUGCUGAUAAGCUCGCUGAACACUUCGGGCAAGAGAAAGCCCAGGCCAUUGCCGCGGCAUGGCGGAAGUACCAGUUGGAGUAUACAUGGCGCUUAAACAGCAUGAGUAUGUCUUAUCCCUUGUUCCACAAGUUCCAUACUCCAUGCGUAAACAACGUCUAAUUGUGCCUCAGACCAAUAUGAAGAUUUCUCUGUUCUCACGCAGCGCUCUUUGAGACACGCACUCACCGAAGCCGGCGUGUCUCUCGACCAAAGCGCCUUUGACGAGCUUAUGAAAGCCUACGACGCUCUCUCCAUCUUCCCCGACGUAGCGCCCUGCUUAACCGCGCUCAAGUCGUCGCCUGGUAUUACGGCAGUGGUAUUCUCAAACGGGACUGAAAGCAUGGUGUCCAACAGCGUCAACAAGUCGCCGGAGCUAUCCCUUCACGCGGACGUCUUCGCCGAUAUCGUUGUGGUCGAGCAGGUAAAGCGGUUCAAGCCUGCUCCAGCCGUCUAUGAGCAUCUAGCCGAGCGCGUCGGGAAGAAGAACAGCGAGAUGGGCGAUGUGUGGCUGGUGAGCGGGAACCCGUUUGAUGUCGUCGGCGCGAGAUCGGUGGGGAUGAAGGCUGCAUGGGUGGAUCGAGCCGGCAACGGAUGGCAGGAUGCUUUGGUCGCAGGAUCGAAUGGAGAACCGACGGUUGUAGUCAAGAACCUAAAGGACUUGCCGAAGAUUUUGGAAGAGCAUGCGAAGAAAUAGAUGAUUGUUCUACCUGUAACAAGAGUAGCUUUGCUUCUCCGAAGCCAGUUGUACCUCGCGAACCGCUCGCGUUUGUAAAAGCUCGACUUCUUCCAGUCCUGAUCUGCCAUGUAAACCAAGGAGCUGGAAGAUGUACCGCCAUUAAUAUUUCCCGGGCCCUCACAGAUGAUCAAAAGAGCCUAGGGGUAAGCUGACGGAUCCUUCUCCCCUCCAUUUUCCCCUCCAAUAAUCUAUUGAUUUGAGAGCAUCAGAGUGAAUAUGAAGGGUAUAGUUUUAUGUGAGGA
Molecule: messenger RNA, 1084 nt
Organism: Aplosporella prunicola CBS 121167
Lineage: Eukaryota; Fungi; Ascomycota; Dothideomycetes; Botryosphaeriales; Aplosporellaceae
Exons: 1
Coding region: 336-800 (154 amino acids)
Source: RefSeq, a predicted model, not a curated record